AUGACGACCAUCAAGUGGGUUGAGGAAACCAAUAAUCCGCUGCCACAAGUAGUGGUCUACUCAGCCCCUGAGGCCGUUGUCAUUCCAAUGACAGACCUCGGGAUCGGCAAAGGCGGUAAUGACGGCACCAGGGAGAACGAAAUACUUCACUCGGUCCAUGUGGGUGAUGAUGCCGCCUCGACUAUCGGUGUUGAGAAAGUCUCACGUCUUUGGAACUGGAAGGCAAUGAUCGGUAUAUGCAUAGGCCUUCUUACUCUCGCCAUCGUGGUUCCUCUCACGGUCACACUGUCCAUCAAGAAUCACACGUCUGGUCCAGGCAACGCUGAGAACCUUGCGACUUCAACCGCCACAUCAUCGUCACCUUCUUCCACGGCUACCUCUCUGACCUCGCCCCCAGCUCCAUCCUCUACUCUGAAGCCGAUUCCCGAGUGUGUUAAGUCCAAGUUCAUCCGAGAAGUCAACUGGAUCGGUAUCGAUGAGGGUGGCGGCGGCUGGGUGUUCAACCUGCACCCGGCCAAAAGCGCUCAGGAUUGCUGCACAAUCUGCCAUCUUGGAACUCCUGACGGCUGCAAUGGGUGGCUUUACAUACCAGAGAUUUCAUCGACGCCUUCAUGUUCCAUUAUUCACGGCUUCGACGGCCCGAGCGACAGUGAGUCCUGCCCGAAGGGCCAUCCAGACAUCGUCUUUACAAAGACGGGAGAUAAGGACAGCUAUGGUGGACCGGGGCCCUGCUCAGGCUCAGUGCGUGGAUAA
This is a messenger RNA of Colletotrichum abscissum, 753 nucleotides long. RefSeq lists its product as uncharacterized. NCBI's taxonomy places the organism in Eukaryota, Fungi, Ascomycota, Sordariomycetes, Glomerellales, Glomerellaceae. The record is from RefSeq and is a predicted model, not a curated record. The transcript is spliced from 2 exons. Bases 1 to 753 code for a protein of 250 amino acids.